This is a messenger RNA of Mya arenaria, 2496 nucleotides long. RefSeq names its product fatty acid synthase-like. NCBI's taxonomy places the organism in Eukaryota, Metazoa, Mollusca, Bivalvia, Myida, Myidae. Bases 1 to 2496 code for a protein of 831 amino acids. The record is from RefSeq and is a predicted model, not a curated record. The transcript has 12 exons. Gene Ontology annotation, biological process: fatty acid biosynthetic process. Gene Ontology annotation, molecular function: fatty acid synthase activity.
AUGACAGAGGGGAAUGGAGAGGAUGAGGUGGUGAUCAGUGGCAUUUCCUGCCGCCUGCCUGGUUGUGACAACAUAUUAGAGUUUAAGGAAAAGCUCUUCGCCGGGGUCGAUCUCGUAACCACUGAAAACCAGCGGUUUGAUACAGAAUUCUACGGAAUACCUCGCUUCGGCCAACUGAAUGACGUAUCAAGGUUUGACGCAUCGUUUUUCAACAUCCGUCCCGCACAAGCGGACAAAAUGGACCCUGCCUUGCGGAUGCUAUUGGAGGUUACUUACGAAGCAGUCGUCGACUCCGGUUGCUCUAUGGAAAGUCUAAAAGGAUCACGGACUGGGGUAUUUGUUGGUUCGUGCCCUUCUGCCGCCCAUACUGCGUGGACAAAACAAGCAGAUGAAAUUUCUGGGUUUGAGAUGACUGGUUGUCAUUCUUCCAUGUUGUCCAAUGAAGUUUCGCAUACGUUUGGGCUCCAAGAACCAAGUAUUACCUUAAGCACAGCAUGUUCCUCAAGUCUUGUUGCCAUUGACAGCGCUGUAAGAAGUAUUCGCAGUAAUCAAUGUGACAGCGCAAUUGUUGCUGCUGCGAAAAUCAUACUGAACCCGCUAGAAUCCUUACAGUAUCUUAAGUUAGGAAUGCUAUCACCAAACGGGCGUUGUUUAUCAUUUGAUGAAAAAGCUGAUGGUUACUGUAGAAGCGAAGGAGUCGUGGCCAUUUUACUUCAGAGGAAAGGGUAUGCGCAACGAAAUUAUGCCACAGUUCUUGGAUCAAAAGUUAUGAACAACGGGCAGCCAGAUAAAGCUAUUUUGUCUCCUUCAAAAGAACGUCUAGUACACCUUAUACGAGACGUUUACAAAGAGGUGAAUAUUAAUGUUUCUGAGAUAGCCUACGUAGAGGCUCACGGUACAGGAACGCAGGCUGGUGACAAGGCGGAGAUCGAUGCAAUUUGUGAUGUGUUAUGCGAAGGGAGAAGUGGUCAACUGGUGGUUGGAUCUGUUAAAUCAAAUAUCGGACAUACAGAAGAAGUUUCUGGUUUGGUAGGUGUCCUUAAAGUCGUGUUGGCAAUGGAAGGAAAUGUUUUACCUGGUAACAUACAUUUCACAAAUCUAAAUAAAAAGAUUGAAGGUCUAGUAAACGGGAAAAUUCAAGUCGUGAAAGACAAUACGCCCUGGAAAGGUGGUUUGGUUGGAAUUAAUUCCUUUGGAUUUGGAGGAACAAAUGCUCAUGUUAUUUUGCACAAGGACAGAAGGGUUUCCCAAAAUAUGACUGGAGUAUCGCCGAAUAUGUUGCAUAACAAACGCCUGCUGAUCACAAAUGGCAGAACAGAAAACGGUGUCAGAGAAUCACUUACUCUUCUGAACAAUUACAAUUAUGAACAGUUCUGCUCAGCUACCCUUUUUGGAAGGAAAUCAAAUUACAGAGCAAUGGCGAUUGGACCGAAUUUGGACAGCAUAGAAGUGAAACCAGUGAAGUCAAGGAAGAACGAUGUUUGGCUGAUCUUCACAGGCAUGGGAUGUCAAUGGAAUGGUAUGGGAAAACAACUGGUGAGCAUCGAUAUGGUUUUCGAAUCCUUGAAAACAUCUGAUGAAAUUCUCAAGAAAGAGGGAUUUAGCCUUAUCGAAACUCUUACCGACGAGAACACAGCUAUUGAUACACCAACCAAGAGCUUCGUGUGCAUUCUUGCAAUACAGAUUGCGUUAUACUCCUUGAUACGUGAUUUGGGGAUUGAAGUAUCAGGAUACAUAGGGCAUUCCGUUGGUGAGCUGGCUUGUGCUUAUGCAGAUGGAUGUCUGACACAUGAGCAAGCCCUUCUGGCCGCUUUCUUUAGAGGACAAUGCAUAGAAAACACGUGCAUACCGAAAGGGGCUAUGGCUGCAAUAGGGCUAUCUGUCGAGGAAACACUAUCGAUUUGCCCAGAUGGCGUAACUGUUGCGUGUCACAAUGCCUCAGAUUCUGUAACGGUGUCAGGAAAAAAGAGUACAGUACAAGAGUUUGUUGGUGAUAUGAAAAGCAAAAACAUCUUUGCGAAAGAAGUGGAUUGUAGCGGCAUAGCCUUUCACUCAACAUUGAUCUCCGGAGUAAAACAUGCGUUUAUGGAAAUGCUGAUUAAGAUUAUACCUGAGCCAAAACGUGUCUCAGGUAAAUGGAUUACGACAUCUGUUCCAUGCAACGAACGCCCUGAGAUUCUAUCCUGUUCACCGACGUUUCUGGUGGACAAUCUUCUGAACCCAGUUCUGUUUUAUGAAGCAGUAGCAACGAUUCCCGAUGACGCUCUUGUAGUGGAAGUUGCACCUCAUGCCCUUCUUCAAUCAUUGUUGAAAAGAUCACUAAAAAACAAGAACUAUGUCUUUGGAUUCAUGAAGAAAGACUGUCUUAAAAACGAGGAAAAUAUUCUUAGAACAAUUGGAAGCUGGUGUUAUAUAUCUCGCCUGGAAGGCAUAUGCCAGCUUCGUCGGAAGAUCCAUUUGGGAUACUGCAGUGGUCCUAAAAAAUGUUUCAUUUGA